Molecule: messenger RNA, 790 nt
Organism: Solanum dulcamara
Lineage: Eukaryota; Viridiplantae; Streptophyta; Magnoliopsida; Solanales; Solanaceae
Product: phylloplanin-like
Exons: 2
Coding region: 78-551 (157 amino acids)
Source: RefSeq, a predicted model, not a curated record
ACACACCUAAAUUGUACAACACAACUUCUCAUAGAAACAACUUAAUUAAUUAGCUAUAUCACACAAAAGAAAUUGUCAUGGCCUCAUCAAAAAUUUUCUUGAUUUUCCUUUUGGCUGCUUUAAUUGCAACCCCCGUUGCAGUAGCCGAAGGAGGACUUCUGAGUGGCCUUCUUGGACUAAUACGUAUAGAUGGGGUUCUAUUUUGUAGCCUUAACGGCAAAAUUGAUGUCAUCAAUGGAACCACCACCCCAAUUUUCCCUAAUGCAUCGGUGCAAUUGCAGUGUGGAGCAGGAAAUGUAGUGUCAAGUACAACAACAAAUGAAUCGGGAGUAUUUUCGCUGGCGUUGGAUCCUCUACAAAAUAUAUUGUCAUCAUUACUGUCUAACUGCAAUAUUGUGGUUACAAGUCCGCUCUCAACAUGUAACGCGAGGUUACCAUCCGUCGGACUUUUGCAGUCAGCCUUGCAGCUUGUUGGGAAAUCAUCUGUUGGCCUUCUUCGUAUUGUCAAUUUAGGUGCUAAUGCUUUUCAACUUAUGCCCAACCUCAAUUAAUUAAUGAACGAGUUAACCAAAAAAUGAUACUCGUAUAUGUGUUGUUUAAUUAAUUAUUGUUUUCUUUCUAGUGAUGCAUCAGUUAGUAAACCUUGUUGCUGAUUGCAUAAAUAAGGAUUGUUGUUGUGUCCACUGUAAUUGUUUGAAUGUCUUCCUUUCUUGUUGGAGUGUUUUUCAUAAUUAUCCAAGUGCAAAUAAUAUUUGUACGUAGUUAAGUGUAAUAUUAUAUAUUGGAGCCA